AUGGGUCCACAAACAGAAGGACAUGAGAAGCUGCCCUCAAAAGGUCCCUUGUCAAUACAUCAGAAGGCCCUGUUUGUGUUCUGGGUCUCGAUGAUGUCCCUGGCUCUUUUCCGAAAAUUUCUGAUGUACUUUAAAGUUUCAAGCUUGAUGAAACUUCGCAUUCCUCCUGGUGGUAAGAAAACCUGACAACUAUUUCCCAUAAUUAUUAUUUGUCUGAUACUGAAAAGGCAAGAGCAAUAAACAAACAAAAUCAAGGUGACCGCUUAGUAUCACUAAGUUGAAUUCUCUUACACUAUUUGGCAAAGAAGUUAAGAACUCUAUGCGAUAACUGUUACGCUAAUUGCUUAUCUAGACUAGCGCAUUUUUUAAUCAUAAUAAAUUUCUUAUCAUUCCUGUGUCUAAUAGUUUUAUUGGUAUUAUCCACUAGAUUAGCCUUUGCUAUUUGUCGGAUGAUCACAAUUACGUACCACUCGCUCCCUGUUUAGAUGGUUUUGUAUUGUAUUUAAUCGUAUGUUAUUUCAUAAUCUGUAGUGUAAAACGCUCAGCCAUCAGUGUCCUGUUUUAAUUGAUCCUACACGUUCUUUUCUAAUUUCAAGAUCUUAAAAAAGAAACCCAUAUGGCCAUGAUAGAGAACGGUGAGAUUUUAAAGCAAAAGGAAUCUCUAGACACCAAAGAACACUUGGUGAACAUCGUUCAAGAGAACAGUGGAGACAAGAAGUCAGCAUUGCAGACUCAGGCUUCAACAACACCGUCACUCGACGAUUUCCUUUCCUCUGUGGCUGUUUUUGGAUCCAUUAUGUUCUUCUACUUCUUGUGCGACGACGCUCAUUACUUUCCAGCAUCAGAGCGCACUUACUCUCGCGACCUUUUUUUCUUUUUAACCUUGGUCCUGUUUGGAGUGGCCGCUGGAUUUACCAGAAAAGAGACUGCAGACAAGAUAUUAAACCGUGAGCAGACUGAAGAAUGGAAGGGUUCGAUGCAGGUCAUGUUUGUAUGGUAUCACUACUUCAAAGCUGCCGAGACAUACAACGCUAUUAGAGUAUUUAUAGCGGCAUACGUCUGGAUGACGGGUUUUGGUGAGUACUUUUGCAAUGGUACCGAUGCACAUGCACGAAUCUGACUGAAUCUUGAUCGUCACUUUGAAGAUGAUUUCCUGAACAGAAUACUGUAACUUUCGUUACCCAUUUAAUCAUCAGAUAAUACAAUAAGCGAGCCGCCUCACCCCGCCUCUCUCCGUCCCCUCUCUGGAAAAAAAUCAGUUUUGUGUCGCAAGAGGUUCGACCAUUUUAAAAAAUAACUAAUCAAACUCGACAACUUUGUACAUGUUCACCAUCCGGGUUAACGGACACCUACCAUCUUACUUGCGUUAAGCGCCCGAACUCUCUCUUUUUUUAAAGCUGUUGGGACCAUUUACCACACUAUGCGAAAAGAACAUCGAGAAGAAUGAUUUUUAAAGUUCCUUUCUCAAUUUACUUUCUAGCUUCCCAAACGCCCACCAAAUACCCAAAAUAUGAACCUCUCCAACAAAUGAAUGGUGAUUUUUUAACGAGGCUAAUGCCUAGCUUACAUAAACUUAAUAAAAUGACAUCAUAUACUUUUUCACCCUGCAGGUAAUUUCUCCUUUUUCUGGAUUAAAAAAGACUUUAGUCUUUACCGUGUCCUUAAGAUGCUCUUCCGACUGAAUUUCCUGGUUGUGAUCACGUGCUUUGUAGUCCGAAACGAGUAUAUGUUAUAUUACAUCUGUCCUAUGCAUACCUUUUGGUUCCUGUCCACAUAUUGCUUCAUGAGACUGAUGAACAGUUGGAACGAGGACCCCAAGAAGAUGGCCGUCAAAUUUAUUGUCUAUUUUCUUAUCGUUUUUCUGUUGUUUGAUGUGCCAAAAGUUGGUGAAAUAUUUUUUAAACCUUUUAGCUUUAUCCUUAAUUACGAGAAUUCUCUUCAUGAGUGGAUGUUCCGAGCGGGACUGGACCACUACGCAACACUGUUAGGCAUGCUCUGUGCAUAUUAUCAUCCCAACUUUGAAAGGCUCAUGGGAUACCUGGAUGAAAAGCCAAUUGCCCAACGUAAAGUAAUACGAUUUGGGAUCGCAUUUAUUUGCGUUUUAUCGUUCACUCUUUGGGUAACGUUCAUUUUUAUGCGUGAAAAGUACGAGUAUAACAAGGUACACCCAUACUUUUCUUUUAUUCCACUGCUAUCCUACAUCUUUCUGCGCAACAUGUUCCCGUUUCUUCGCAAACACUACCUUCACAUGUUUACCUGGCUGGGAAAAAUCACCUUAGAAACUUACAUCUCACAGUUGCACAUUUAUCUCCAAGGCAAUGCUAGGUUUUUAAUUUCCUUCAUUCCGGAAUAUCCACUGCUUAAUUUUGCUUUGGCCACCAUAAUUUACUUGUUCUUGUCUUAUUGUUUAUUUCAUAUUACAAUAGAUAUCAGCGCAUAUUUGAUUCCCAAGGACUACAGAACAAUGCUAAAAACAGUUACAAUGGCUGGGGUCUGGCUGGCCACGUGCUAUGUAAUAGGAUUUAUUUUAACAGGUGUCUACUUUUAA
Messenger RNA from Porites lobata, 2548 nucleotides. Lineage: Eukaryota; Metazoa; Cnidaria; Anthozoa; Scleractinia; Poritidae. The record is from the annotation of a GenBank genome assembly.